Messenger RNA from Lolium perenne, 2201 nucleotides. Its product is annotated as probable transcription factor GLK2. Gene Ontology annotation, cellular component: nucleus. Gene Ontology annotation, biological process: positive regulation of DNA-templated transcription. The record is from RefSeq and is a predicted model, not a curated record. Gene Ontology annotation, molecular function: transcription cis-regulatory region binding; DNA-binding transcription factor activity. Lineage: Eukaryota; Viridiplantae; Streptophyta; Magnoliopsida; Poales; Poaceae.
AGAAAUCUCAAGGAGGUUUGUGGUGGACGUGCGUCCUCCUCGUCUCUCUAAUACUCCCAAAUCACCACCAAACUAGCUAGUCCAUCCCAUUGCUCUCACCCUCCGUCUCUCUCCUCCCUUCUUCCUAUCCACUAUACUCAGUCAGAUCUCCAUUGGAGAGGGCUCUAGCUCGCUGCUCAUGCAGUGCUGCACUGGCAAUCUCGCUCUCGGUCCAAAGCUUGGCUUGAAAACCGAGUGACCUGCUACCAAGUAUAUAGCUGUAUCUACCGAUCGCUGCCAUCGAUCGUCAAGCCAGCUGAGAUUUAUCUAGAGUGCUUUUUCAUAGGGAGAUUACUCCCGAGCAAUUUGUUCCUCAUCUCUGCCGAUCUUGCGAGCUACGUACGCCGAGUCUGGGAUGCUCGAGGUGGCCUCGCUGCAAAGCCCUAAUCAGGCUGUCUUCGGCCUCGGCGACCACCACCACCAUGUGGACGUCGGGUUCCCGGACGGCGUCGACGACGACUUCCUGCUGGACUACAUCGACUUCAGCACCUGCGACGUGCCUUUCUUCCACGUCGACGACGACGGGGACAUCCUCCCGGACCUCGAGGUCGACCCGACCGAGCUCCUCGCCGAGUUCGCCGACGAGCCGGCGACGCCGACGACGGUGCUGAACCCCGCGGCAGAGGGCUGCGGAGCACACCAUAACGCCGACGAGGAGAAAACGGAUUUACCGGCAGCGACGGACAUGGAAUUACCAGAAGGGAAGGUCGAGAGCGAGACCAAGGGGCUGGAGGAGAAAGACGUGAAGCACAUCAGCACGAGCAACAGCGUAGCAGCGGACGAGGUUCGGAGCGCGGUGACGACGGACGAUUCCUCGGCAGCGGCUGGGUCCGACGCCAAGUCGUGUGCCUCGGCGGAGGGGCACAGCAAGCGGACGUCGAAGCCAGCGUCGGCGGCGUCAGCCAAGAGCUCCCACGGCAGGCGGAAGGUGAAGGUGGACUGGACGCCGGAGCUGCACCGGCGGUUCGUGCAGGCGGUGGAGCAGCUGGGCCUGGACAAGGCGGUGCCGUCGCGUAUCCUGGAGCUGAUGGGCAACGAGUACCGCCUCACGCGCCACAACAUCGCCAGCCACCUCCAGAAGUACCGGUCGCACAGGAAGCACCUGAUGGCUCGGGAGGCGGAGGCGGCGAGCUGGACGCAGAAGCGGCAGAUGUACGCGGCUGCCGGCGGGCCGAGGAAGGACGUAGCGGCGGGAGGCGCCCCGUGGGUGGUGCCAACCAUCGGGUUCCCACCUCCGGGAGCGAUGCCGCCCGCCCACGCUGCCGCGGCGAUGGUGCACCAUCCCGGGCACCCGCCGCCGUUCUGCCGGCCACUGCACGUGUGGGGUCACCCCACCGGCGUCGACGCGCCGCCGCCGCAGCCACCGUCCAUGCUGCCCGUCUGGCCGCGUCACCUGGCGCCGCCGCCGGCAUGGGCCCACCAGCCGCCGGUGGACCCGGCGUACUGGCACCAGCAGUACAACGCUGCGAGGAAAUGGGGCCCACAGGCGAUGACACAGGGAACGCCCUGCGCUCCGCCGCCGAUGCCUCCGGCUGCCAUGUUGCAGAGGUUUGCUGCGCCGCCGAUGCCGGGGAUGAUGCCGCAUCCCAUGUACACACCGAUUCUGCCACCGCCGCCUACACCGGCGCCGCAGAGCAAUAAGGUCGCCGGCUUACAGCUUCAGCUCGACGCCCACCCCUCCAAGGAGAGCAUCGACGCAGCCAUCGGAGACGUUUUAGUGAAGCCAUGGCUGCCGCUCCCCCUCGGGCUGAAGCCCCCGUCGCUGGACAGCGUCAUGUCGGAGCUGCACAAGCAAGGCAUACCCAAGAUACCACCGGCGGCGGCGGCGAAGACGAGCAGCGCCGCCGCCAGCUGAGUACGCGCGCGCCCGAGCUCCCCUCCUCUCAACUCGUCGACAACUCGUCCGUCUGCACGUCCGUACAUGCGUAUGAUCGAUCCGCGUGCCGCGUGCGCGUGUAGGCUAAUUAUUAAUAGUUUUAUCAAUAAUGUAUGUAUUAUCCUGGGUGUAUGGAUAUGCACUGACAUGAUAUUGAUCUCUGGGUUUUUCCUCUCGUGUACGUGCGCGCUGUACGCCUACCUGAGAGUUGCGUGUAUAUUGUUGAGAUGGAACGACUUAUAUUAUUGGAUUGGUAAAUGAAUAACCAAGGAUGUAUGCAUGCUCA